Molecule: messenger RNA, 733 nt
Organism: Limulus polyphemus (Atlantic horseshoe crab)
Lineage: Eukaryota; Metazoa; Arthropoda; Merostomata; Xiphosura; Limulidae
Gene: Erk7
Product: mitogen-activated protein kinase 15-like
Exons: 6
Biological process (GO): intracellular signal transduction; protein phosphorylation
Cellular component (GO): nucleus; cytoplasm
Molecular function (GO): ATP binding; protein serine/threonine kinase activity
Source: RefSeq, a predicted model, not a curated record
UUAAAGAUGAGUGAAAUAGAAUCUCGUAUAUGUGAAAGAUACGAUGUGAAAAAACGCUUAGGAAAAGGAGCGUAUGGCAUCGUGUGGAAAGCUGUAGAUGCUAAAACAAAUCAGAUGGUAGCAGUAAAAAAAAUAUUUGAUGCCUUUCGUAACCAGACAGAUGCUCAGCGUACAUUUAGAGAAAUUUGGUUUCUUCAGAAAUUCAAGACUCAUCCUAAUAUCAUUGCUUUGUUGGAUGUCAUAAAAGCAGAAAACAAUUGUGAUAUAUAUUUGGUGUUUGAGUUUAUGGAUACGGAUUUGCACAGAGCCAUCAAGAAAGGUAUGUUUGGCAGGGACCAUCAGAUCCGAUUUAUCACCUAUCAGCUUUUAUGUGCUCUGAAAUACCUACAUACAGCUCAAGUUAUUCAUCGAGAUCUUAAGCCAUCGAACAUCUUACUAGAUACAGAGGGAAGAGCAAAAUUGGCUGACUUUGGACUAGCUCGGUCAGUUUUACAGUGUCAGUUGGACGACUGUGACCCUGCAUUAACAGAGUAUGUUGCUACAAGGUGGUAUCGAGCUCCUGAAAUUUUAUUAGGUGUAAAACAGUAUACAGAAGUGGUUGAUAUUUGGAGCCUUGGUUGUCUUCUUGGAGAAAUGAUACUGGGUGCACCUCUAUUCCCAGGAACCUCAACUGUGAACCAAUUAGAAUGCAUUAUGGCUGCUCUACCUCAUCCCCAAAUCAAAGGUAAAUAUU